CCCUGCGCGACGCACAGCUCCGGCACACAGCUCCCUGGAGCGGGCGGAGAAGGCUGGAGAGCUCGGGAGGCGGAGAAAGCUGUUUUUUUCGUGUUUUAUUCCACUGUUGACUCGAGGAUGUACUGGACGCGCUGGUUCACCGGGUAACGCGGAGGAGACAGAAUCACUUCACUGGAUAUUCGUCUCUCUCACCGCCGCCGCUCCGCCGUGUGGGUCCGGGAGGCAGAGACGCGUCGGCGGUCACCACAGCCCGCUGACACCCGGGAGGAUAAAGAGGUGGAAAGUGACGACUUCAUCUGCGUUUCUACACAGCUUUAAUGAAGAAGCGGCCCUGCUAACGUUCCUGCAGAAGGGACCCUCUUCAACAAGUAUGGGGUCACCAUGGAAACCACUUCUCCUCCUAUCUGUCAUCAGUGGCCUUUCAGAUUUUGCAAGAGCUGUUGCAGCACGGCCUAUAUCAUAUGCUGCAGUAUUACGAAUGAAACAAGACAGCUCUUCGUCAGUGCUCAACUCGCGCAGCAGACCUCGACAGCACCACAGCAGCGGCGGGCUGGUGACUUCUGACUGGCCUGCUUUCUCCAGUCACCCCCUGUCAGCCCUGAGUCUGCUCAGCUCUCAGGAGGACUACCAGAGUGAAGAAAGUGAAGAGUUUGGGCCUGUUUUCAUCCUGGAGCCUGAUGAUGUCAUUUUUCCUUUGGAUUCUACCGAAAAGAAAGUGGUGAUGCAAUGUGACGCACGGGGAAAUCCACCACCUACGUACAGUUGGUUCAUCAAUGGGACAGACGUGGUGGAGGAGGCAGAUUACCGCUACAGCUUCAUUGAUGGGAACUUGAUUAUUACCAAUGCCAGUGAGAUCACGGACUAUGGGAAGUACCAGUGUAAAGCAGAAAACCGCUUUGGGACCAUCUUAAGUCGAGACGCUCUGUUGCAGUUUGCAUAUCUCGGUGCUUUCAGUGGAAAGACCAGAGGUGGGGUCUCCGUGCGUGAAGGCCAGGGUGUGGUGCUCAUGUGUACCCCUCCUCCUCAUUCACCAGAGAUCAUCUACAGCUGGGUGUUUAAUGAGUUCCCCUCCUUCGUCGCUGAGGACAGUCGGCGCUUCAUCUCCCAGGACACGGGGAACCUGUACAUCUCCAAGGUGCAGCCCUCCGACGUAGGGAGCUACAUUUGCCUGGUGAAGAACACCGUGACAAAUGCACGAGUUCUGAGCCCUCCAACACCUUUGACGCUGAAAACCGAUGGUGUCAUGGGUGAAUAUGAGCCCAAAAUUGAAGUGCAUUUCCCUACGUCUGUCCUCGCUGCCAAAGGAGUCACUGUCAGGCUGGAAUGCUUUGCUCUGGGGAAUCCAGUGCCAACAAUCACAUGGAGGAAGAUAAAUGGCAACAUCCCCAAGAAGGCGAGGCUUCGGAAGUCACAGGCUGUGCUGGAGAUCCCCAACAUUCAACUGGACGACUCGGGAACAUACGAGUGCAAAGCUGAGAAUCCAAGAGGAGGCACGUCGUUCAAAGGACAGCUGCAGGUCUACACCUUUCCUCAGUGGGUCAGAAUGAUUAAUAACACUCAGAUGGAUAGUGGAGAGAAGCUCCAUUGGGAGUGCAAGGCCACAGGGAGGCCCCGGCCCACCUAUCUCUGGCUCCGUGAUGGUCUGCCCUUGACACCCAUGGGUCAUGUCGUGAUAACGAACGGAGACCUAACCAUUCACAAUGUGCAGCGGACGGACUCGGGAAUGUACCAGUGUGUUGCAGAGAAUAAAUACGGGGCCAUCUACUCCAGUGCUGAGCUGAAAAUUUUAGCGUCGGCUCCUGUUUUUGUCCCCAACCCUGUCCGGGUCAUCGCUACACUUGGAAAAGACGUGUCACUCGAGUGCAAACCCAGAGCGUCGCCCAAACCGCGGAUAACGUGGAAGAGAGGAGACAGACGGGUACAACCAAAUAAAAGGAUUAUAUUGUUACGGAACAACACUCUGAGAAUUGUUAACUCCAGCCGAGCGGACGAGGGCAACUAUGUGUGCCUGGCGGAGAAUCAGUUCGGCUCGGCAGAGAUGACGGCCAUGCUGUGGGUAAAAGAGGCCAUGCGUGUGGAGCUUAGCCCGGUCAGAGUGGAGGUCACUGUGGGCGAGAGCGUGGUGCUGAGCUGCAAGGCGACACAUGACACGUCGCUGGACGUGGCCUUCCAGUGGUUCUUCAACCAGAGACCAAUCAACUUCCAGCAGGACGGCGGCCACUUUGAAUACAUCCAAACCGUAAGAGCAAGACAGUCCUCGACAGUGGAUCUGAUGAUUCGGAGCAUAUUGCUGAAGCAUGCUGGGAAGUAUGGGUGCCGGGCCCAGACCAGCGCUGACACGGUGUUUGCAGAGGCCGAGCUUCUUGUGCGAGGUCCUCCUGGACCCCCCGGAGUGGUGAUAGUGGAAGAGAUCACAGACACCACAGCCACCCUGUCCUGGACUCGUGGCCUCGACAAUCACAGCCCUAUCAGCACCUAUAAUUUACAGGCCCGCAGCCCAUUUUCAUUAGGCUGGCAAACUGUCAAAACAGACCCAGACCCAGUGACCGGGAACAUGGAGUCAGCUAUUGCUGUGGAGCUCAACCCCUGGGUGGAGUAUGAGUUUAGGGUCGUGGCGAGCAAUGCGAUUGGGACCGGAGAUCCCAGUGCGCCUUCGAGAGGAGUGAGGACUAAAGAAGCAGUCCCAUCAGUGGCACCAGCGAAUGUUAGUGGUGGAAAUGGCCGCAGGCAUGAACUGGUCAUCUCAUGGGAGCCUGUGUCUGAGGAGUUCCAAAACGGCGAGGGCUUCGGGUACAUUGUCGCAUUUCGUGCCAACGGGACCCGAGGCUGGAAGGAGAAGAUGGUGACUUCAGCCGACUCGACGACAUACAAAUACAGAGACGAGACCUUCCCUCCCCUCACCCCGUUCGAAGUGAAGGUCGGAGUGUACAACAACAAGGGAGACGGGCCGUUCAGCAGAGUUGUUAUCAUCCACUCUGCUGAGGGGGAACCGAGGGAAGCACCAACCGAUGUGAAGGCUCACAGCGUUUCUUCAUCGGAAAUCAGGGUCACUUGGAAACCUCCCAACCCUGGUCCUGGAAGACCAAGAGGAUACGAGGUCAGCUACUGGAAAGACAUGGAGCAGGAAGAGUCGGGAAAAAAACAAAGAACCGUGAAAAAUGAAACAUCCAUGGUGCUGACGCGACUGGACGGCAACAGUGUGUAUCUCAUCAUAGUGAAAGGUUUCAACAGCAUCGGCCAGGGUCCUGCGAGUGCUGCCGUCACAGCCAAAACCAGAAAAUCCCCUCCGGCUCAACCUCCAGCCAACCUCAUGUGGAUUCAAGAGGGCAACAACGUGUCUUUAAGCUGGGACCCGGUGAAGGCAAAAGAAAAUGAAUCUGAUGUCAUCGGUUACAUGGUGUUACUCAAACAGGAGGGCAGAGGUCACAACCAGGUGACAAGAACCAUUAACCCGUCCACCAUGCUCUCACUGCCAGAGGGAGGCACCUAUAUCAUGGAGGUGCGUGCCCUCAGCGAAGGAGGAGAGGGAGCCGUCAGCUCCCAGGUUCGAGUCGUCACCUCCUCCGGUGUUCGAGCAAAAAGCAACCAGUGCUCGGUGCACUGUCUGCCACAGAGCCUAGCAUGGACCGCACUGCUCCUGGUUCUUCUGGUGCCUUCAGCUUCCUGGUGAGGCCACUGUGCCCGUCCUCGUUUCCACGGAGGGAGCCACCACUCUUCGCUCCCUCAUUCCCUCUGACUGCCUGCUUGCUUUGGCCUUUCCCAUCUCAAAGGGCCCAAGGCCUGCUGAAGGGGGUCGAGUCUGCCAGUGAACGUUCGGCUCUUCCGAGUUCAUCCCCUUUUGUUUAGUUCCCUUGUUUCUUUCCAGGCCCCGGACAUUUUGAUUUGCUUUGUUGUCAUCGACAUCGACGGUAGUGUUGUACUGUAGUGUACAUUGUGUGGAAAGAUUUGUUUAGUCAUUUACUUUUUAACAUCAUGUGUUCCUCGCAUUGACUGGCAUCGAACCACUUCCAGACGCCUCCUGCAGCUCUGGGGCUCCACAGAGCGUGAACAAUUCCUGGAAAGCUGCUGUGGUAGUAAUACAGGGAUCAGCCGGCCUGUUUCUUCUCAUUACUUAUCUGCAUCAAUUUACCCCUUGGCUGCCUAACAAGCAAUGAAGCAGAAGCUCAGUAGAGAUAAGUGCAUUGUUUUCUUAUUCACACAUUGAGGAGGAAAAAAAUGUUUUUUAUGGAACCAAGAAUCUUACUAUUUCCAGACUUGCUUUUUGUACAUUGUGUUACCUUUAGAGACAAAGAAACAGUGGUGUGUGUCAGCUAUGUCAAACUCUGUUUUUUGGUAGCGAUUAAGCGAUGCUUGGUGAUACAGUUAGUUGACUGUUGGAUGUAUGGAAGUGUGCGACAGGUACGGACUCACCUGUCGUGCCCGAACACACAAAUAGACAAAGACAAC
Messenger RNA from Paralichthys olivaceus (Japanese flounder), 4446 nucleotides. It is a transcript of the gene cntn5, whose product is annotated as contactin 5. Gene Ontology annotation, cellular component: plasma membrane; axon. Gene Ontology annotation, molecular function: cell-cell adhesion mediator activity. Gene Ontology annotation, biological process: axon guidance; cell-cell adhesion; brain development. The record is from RefSeq and is a predicted model, not a curated record. Lineage: Eukaryota; Metazoa; Chordata; Actinopteri; Pleuronectiformes; Paralichthyidae.